Molecule: messenger RNA, 828 nt
Organism: Rhipicephalus sanguineus (brown dog tick)
Lineage: Eukaryota; Metazoa; Arthropoda; Arachnida; Ixodida; Ixodidae
Product: ubiquitin-conjugating enzyme E2 Z
Exons: 2
Coding region: 1-828 (275 amino acids)
Biological process (GO): negative regulation of apoptotic process
Cellular component (GO): nucleus
Molecular function (GO): cysteine-type endopeptidase inhibitor activity; ubiquitin conjugating enzyme activity
Source: RefSeq, a predicted model, not a curated record
AUGGCGAACGCCACGGCGGGCUCAGAAGCAAGCAAGAACACCGUGACCGCGGCCUCCUGGGACCCGAUGCUCCACGUGAACGAGCAGCCUACGCCUUCGUGUCUCGCGAGGGUGACGCGGGACAUCGCGGAGAUCAAGGCCGACCCGCUGACGGGGAUCUUCAUCUCUCCCGAAGAGAGUGACGUCACCAGGAUCCACGCCAUCGUGGUGGGACCCGAGGGAACCCCGUACGAGGGCGGGUUCUUCCACUUCUUCAUGAAGUGCCCCCCGAACUACCCGGUCGCUCCCCCACGGGUGCGCAUCAUGACCACGGACGCCGGUAGAGUGCGCUUCAACCCUAACCUCGACGAGUGCGGAAAGGUGCGUCUCAGCAUUCUCGGCACUCGGCCAGGACCCGCAUGGAACCCAGUGCAAAACAUCGGCACCGUCCUCGUCUCCAUACAGACGCUCAUGAACAAGGAGCCCCUUUACAACGAGCCCAAUAUGUUUAUUAUGCCGGUCUUCUCCGCAUGGUACAGCGAUAGAGUGCGACACGACACCGUCAGGGUGGCCAUCUGCGACGCGUUGGAGGCUUGUCUUCAGGAUGAACCACCCUACCCGCCGUACCUGGCCGGCGCGAUCCUGAAGACGUUCGCCGACUCGUACGACAAGUACGAGGACAUGAUCAAAGCCCAGAUCAAACUGAACCGUACCUGGCAGCUGUCGCGGAUGCUGGGCAUUACAGCCACCUACCAGUAUGAGCCGCUGCUGUCGUGGCUGAGGCGACUCGGCCCGCGCGUCAAGCACAAGAUCGCAGCGGAUGGCGCUGCUGAAGCUAGCGCGAAAUGA